AUGGACGACCCUGAACUUCCUGCCGCUUUACGCACUUUGCAACCUGCGGCGCUCCAAGCACUUCGUCACCCCCACGCGCAGAGCUCGCAGAUCUUAGCUUCGCAAUUGGCCCCGGAAUUGCGAGCGCUCAGCUCCAGUGAUCCUUUCCAGCGUCAAGUGCAGGCUGAAUUAGCGUCAGCUUCCACCAUUCGAGGGCAUAGCCAGCACCAUAUUCAUCCUCGUCAGAUCUUCGAAUCAGCUCAGCCCCACCACUUCCAUCCUUCUCAGGCGCUUCGUCAAGCCCACGCCCUGCCAAAUCACACACAUGGCGCCCGGCAUUUCGGCAUUUUUACAACAGACUCAAGCCCGGAGAAUCAGCGAGCGAGUCCACAAAAUGCCGUUGAGCGCACGCAACAAGAAGAGAGCUUGUUCCCGAGCCCGGAGAAUACUGACAAAAGAAGCCAAGGUCAUUUCGACAGCCUGAAAAUAGUUCCAAACCCGCCAAACCUGGGAGUGUGGAGACAGAAGCUUUUUGAUGUCGAUGACACAAUAACCUUAACUGAAGAAGAUUUUCAAAUCUAUUUUCCUCAUAUCGACAAUGUGUAUUCCCACCGUUCAACACAACGAUACAAACGGAAACCAUUCGUUUCUCAUUACUGGGAUUGUCGUAUGAAAGGCCGACCGCCAGGAACACCAAAGUCGGAUGACCCUAAUAAGAAGAAAAGGAAGCGCACGGCUCGCCCAAGGGAUUUAUGCGAUGUCAAAAUCAAGAUUACAGAGUUCUUUCAAGAUGCCUUGCCAAUUCCCAAUUUCAGUCAACCUCUCCCGUCUCACCAACUUGAUGCGGACAACAGUGGUGAUUUCUAUGCAUCAGAUCAUGCUGGAAAUCAACAAUCCCAAGUGCCUUUUGGGAUGCUGUCACCCACUCCGCAAAGUAGACUUCCAAGCCAGUUACCGUUACGCGGAACAAGAUACUACACGAUUCAGAGGGUGAACGGUAAUGGCGGCAACGGUAAAGGUGAUGGAAUAGCUGGCCCACAUAAACAUACACUGGAAGAAAGCGAUCGUAUCAAGAAGAAUAGUGUCAUGAGGCACAUUCUCAAAGAAGAGCGAGAAAUCAAAAAGGUUCAGACUUUGCCUAUGAUCAUUUUGCCCUUCGUCCGCGGAUUCCGAUUAUCCGCAAACCCCUCGUUCGUUACGACAUUUAGUCAUCACUCCUCCCCCAAGUCCAUUCCAAACCCUCUUAAAGCGAUACAAACUCCGAGCCUCGUGGAGCUUUCAUAUCGCACAUUGGCAACUAUGGCUGACAAGAAGGACUCGGAACAGAAAACUUACCAUAAGAAAGCUACUGGUGAUGCACUUAAUACAGUCAAGAAACGCUCCAAGGAGCAUGAUCUCAAACUAUUUGGCGGUUGCUUUUGUCCCUUUGUGCAACGAGUCUGGAUAUCUCUGGAAUUGAAGGGUAUCCAAUACCAGUAUAUCGAAGUGGAUCCAUAUAAAAAACCGCAGUCAUUACUGGAAGUCAAUCCACGUGGCUUGGUGCCGGCACUCCGCCAUGGCGAUUGGGGUUGCUAUGAGAGUACAGUUCUGAUGGAAUAUCUUGAGGAUCUCAGCACAGAUCAUGCGCUUCUUCCGCCUAAUGAUCCUCAGCGUAGAGCCUAUUCCCGUCUAUGGUCGGAUCACAUCAAUCGGCAUAUCAUUCCCGGGUUCUAUCGCGUGCUGCAGGCUCAGGAGAUGGAGAAACAGAUUGAGCAUGCGGGGAACUUAAAGACAGAGAUCUCAAAGCUCGUCGAGGCAUCUGACCCGGAAGGACCUUUUUUCCUCGGUCCUGCGAUAUCUUUCGUUGAUGUACAAUUCGCACCUUGGAUUCUACGGCUACGACUAGUCCUCAAGCCUUACCGCGGUUGGCCAGAUCCCGAAGAGGGUAGCCGCUGGAGCAAGUGGGUUAAAGCCAUUGAAGCUCACGAGGCGGUCAAGGCCACCACAAGUACUGAUCAGUUAUAUAUCGACAGUUACGAGCGUUAUGCGGAAAAUCGGCCAAACACAUCCCAAGUCGCCAAUGCUAUCAACGCCGGAGGCGGAUUACCCUGA
Molecule: messenger RNA, 2070 nt
Organism: Xylona heveae TC161
Lineage: Eukaryota; Fungi; Ascomycota; Xylonomycetes; Xylonales; Xylonaceae
Exons: 7
Coding region: 1-2070 (689 amino acids)
Cellular component (GO): cytoplasm
Source: RefSeq, a predicted model, not a curated record